Lynx canadensis (Canada lynx) is the source of this 1873-nucleotide messenger RNA. Its product is annotated as translation initiation factor IF-2-like. The transcript has 4 exons. Lineage: Eukaryota; Metazoa; Chordata; Mammalia; Carnivora; Felidae. The record is from RefSeq and is a predicted model, not a curated record. The coding region runs from base 1 to 660 and encodes 219 amino acids.
AUGCGGGAUCGGCGGAGCUGGGGUAGACAGCACCGAGCUGCGAGCCCGGCCCCACAACUUAGCGCCGGGACGGCCAGACCCGCCCCCGCGGCGCCGCCCCCGCCAGAGCGCCUUCCUGCUGCCGCCGCCACCGCCGCCGCCGAGGCCGGGCCAGGGUGCACCCCGGGCGCGGGGACGCACGGAACGGGCAGGAGUUUCCUCCGAGCGCGCGUCCGCCAGCCGGCCUCUCCCGCCCCCCGGCGCCCCUUCUUCUCCCCUCCCGGACCCGGGCUGCGCGGGGAGGGCGCAGGGGGCGGGCGGCGGCGGCGCGCGGAGGAGGAAAAGGAGAGCAAGAAGAGGAGCGUCCCCGGAGAGAAGCCCGCUCCAGCUGCAGCCGCAAGUCCCCUCCCUCCUUCCCGCCCUGUAAAUGCGGAGAUGGCGGCGGCAGCUGCGAAACGAAGCGCCGGUUCUCCAGCGCCACUCGGCGCUCCUACAACGUCCGCCACGAGCAGGAGGAAACUGCCGCGGCGAGGCGGCUGCUGGGUCAAUACGCGCCCGCAGCCCUGGAGCAGAGCAGGCGGCUGGCCCCGCCCAUUCUCGACGCGCCGGGAUGGGGCGGGGCCUCAGGUGCCCAAUCAUAGUGCGCCGCCCAACGGGCCCGCCCCGCACCCUCCUCCCUGAGCCCAGGCGGAGAGAAGACCUCGGACGGCUUUUGUGAACUGGCAGGCAUCCUGGGUGGAGGUGAGGCCCUCUGAGGCCUUCAGACGCCAGCAGCCCACGUUCCACAGAGUGUAAGCUUUCUCCUCAUUUCCUUUUUGGUGCCCAAGUUUCCUGUCCUUGAGGAACCGGGCCUGGCGUGUCUGGGACGGCAACUUGGUGAGGAGCUGUAGAAAUAGAGGAGAAAGGGGCUUCUCAUUAAGUUCAGGCUCCUCUUUUCCUCUGUUGCUUUUGGUGACUUCCUGAUGAAACGUGAAGGAAAGGAGACUGCCAACGACAGCUGGCUACAAAAUCUAUGAGUGGAGCCUAAGAAGUAAUGGUCGUGGGGGUUAGUGUUUAAUUGCUGCUCAAUCCCAAAUCCACCCUUUUUGACUGCACCGUGAAAAUGGAUCUGGGCCCUUUUAAGCAUCUCGUGUUUUCUGCUGGUGUCAAGAAAAUAGUGACAGGCCCAAGACCCUUCGCAGAUCUUGAAACUACUCGCCUACCUAAGAGAAUCUUGACAUUGUUGACAUAAUCUUCACCUCCCUUUGCUUUUCCUUACCUGAAAGGAAGCUGAGCGAGAGGAUGAGUCAAGUAACAGUAAACUUCGGAGAAGGUGUGUUCCCUGACUCUCUUAGCUUCCUGGACACAAAAGCAAGUGGCAUGUGACAUACGCUUUCUUCCAAGCCAUUGUCCAUGUUUAUAUAAUGUUUCACAACGUUGCAUCACAGUGUGUAUACAAUUUUCUGCUCUUCUUUUGGCAUUUAGCAUGAGACCAAAAGCAAUAUCUCCAUGUUGCUGCAUAGCCUUCAUAAUUCAGCAUAGGGAGUAUUGGUCUCACAGACCUGGAAACAGGUACCACCUCUGUCGUUUAGGAGUUGUAUUACCCUGGAUAAUUAACUAACCUCUCUGGGAAUCACUUGGUCUCUAAAAUAGGGUUAACAAUAUCUGCCUCAUGCUGUCAGGAUUAAUAAAUGAGUUACAGGACGCAAAGUCUUGGUGCCGGCCUAUCCUAAAUGUCCAAUAAAUUUUAGCUAAAAAUAACCUUCAUAAAAUAUAAUGUUUAUGUGGUAUAGUAUUCCAAGUGGAAAGUGGAAAGCAGAAAUUAUUUUUGAGAUAGAACCACUCUAACAUAUGAUGAAAUACGCACCCAAAUCUCUUUAAAUUCCAAUUUUACAUUUUACGGUAUAAAUGUAUA